Carlito syrichta (Philippine tarsier) is the source of this 1298-nucleotide messenger RNA. RefSeq names its product RAD9-HUS1-RAD1 interacting nuclear orphan 1 (gene RHNO1). Gene Ontology annotation, cellular component: nucleus; chromosome. The record is from RefSeq and is a predicted model, not a curated record. The transcript has 3 exons. NCBI's taxonomy places the organism in Eukaryota, Metazoa, Chordata, Mammalia, Primates, Tarsiidae. The coding region runs from base 363 to 1082 and encodes 239 amino acids. Gene Ontology annotation, biological process: recombinational repair; DNA damage checkpoint signaling; cellular response to ionizing radiation.
CCCUCGCGCCGGCCUCCCUGCGCCCUCCUCGGCCCUCCUCGUCGAGGCCCCCCAGCCCGGCCCUGGAGACAGCCGGCUUGGCGCGGCUUUGGAGUCUGCAGUCCACACGCCUUGUGGCGCAGCUCCUCGGGCUGGGCCCGCGGGGGGCUUUCCUUCCUCCGAGCUCACCGUCCGGUACCGACAGGCUAGAGACGCAGACGCCUGUAGAAUCAUCGCUGCGAAGUGACACGUGAGACGCCAGUGGUCCUUUGCGUAUCUUCCUAGACGGAUCCUGGCUCAGGCCUGGCUUGGAAUUGCAGCCUGUCCCCCAGCCCAAAAGCAAACAGCAUCAUGUGGCUGCGAACCACUUCAUUCACCCCUCGAUGCCUCCCAGGAAAAAACGCCACCAGCGAUCCCAGAAAGCCCCGCUGCUAUUCCACCAGCCACCACUGGAGAGUGCCAGAGGCCACUGUGCAUCUCCACAGCGUCCGGUCACGCACACCCGCCAGGUGCCCAGCAAGCCCAUGGACCACAGCACCCUCACCUCCUGGGUAUCCCCUGAGUUUGAUACAACAGCAGAAAGCUGCCUCCCGGCCUGCCGGAAACAUCGCCAUGGCCAGGCGAGACAGUCGAGUCGAAAAUCUCACACCUCCAAGUUCCCACAUCUGACUUUUGAGAGUCCACAGUCUUCCAGCUCAGAGACACGGGGAACCCCCUUCAUCAGCGAGUGCCCCAGUCGGUCCGGAAAGGCCACUUCCAGAAGACCCUUAGUUCCUGUGCUCAGUCCCCAAAGCUGUGGGGACCAGUCAACGCACACGCUUCAGGGUGUCCCUUAUGCGUUCAUCCCGCCUGACAUUCAGACCCCAGAGUCGUCUUUUGUGGAGGAAGAGCCCGUUCCCCCAGAGCAGAAGGAAAACAGCCCCCCGAGAGGCCCCCUUCACACCAGUACUCCCAGCAGCCCAGAACCUGGACCUGUCCUGGCUGAAGACACCCCUGAGGACAGGUACGGGGUAAAGGUCACAUGGAGGAGACGGCGGCACCUGCUUGCCUACCUCAGGGAGAGAGGGAAGCUCAGCAGAAGCCAGUUCCUCGUGAAGGACUGACUGCCUCUCGGCAGCAGCCUCAAGACGUCGACGGCUGAUUUUCAGAGCUGCGGACGUCACUUUCCUGGUUUCCAGAAGAGUAUAUCGAGAGAGUCAAGUGGGAAAUAACACCAAUAAGAAAGCCAUACUGUAGCUACGCCUUGGGUCAUAAGGGAAUUCAUUCCCAGGUUUGCUUUUUAAGAUACCUUGGGUCAUAAACAGUUGAGUUUACUGUCA